Molecule: messenger RNA, 1878 nt
Organism: Folsomia candida
Lineage: Eukaryota; Metazoa; Arthropoda; Collembola; Entomobryomorpha; Isotomidae
Product: FGGY carbohydrate kinase domain-containing protein
Exons: 8
Coding region: 159-1784 (541 amino acids)
Biological process (GO): carbohydrate metabolic process
Molecular function (GO): kinase activity; phosphotransferase activity, alcohol group as acceptor
Source: RefSeq, a predicted model, not a curated record
UUAAUCUUCAGCUGGCUGUCAGUCAACUCCUGCUUGAUUUAUUGAUUUCAAUUGGUUUUCAGUCUCGAACGAAGUUUUCUGAUAUAAAACAAAUAGCUACUUUAUUCUCUGAGUGAUUUGUUGGAAAAUAUUUAGCAAAUUCUUUCAGCAUAAAAGUCAUGGAUUCCUACUACUUGGGUGUGGAUGUUGGAACUGGUAGCGUUCGUGUCGGUGUUUUCAAUGCAAAUGGAAAACUUUUAUAUUCCAAUUCAAAGGAUAUAAAAAUUAACAAUCCUUCCCCUGGAUAUUACGAACAGUCGAGUGAAGACAUUUGGAGUGGAGUAGUCCAACUUAUUAAGGAAGUGGUAACGUCUAGGAUUGUCGAGAAGGAACGAAUUCGUGGUAUCGCAUUUUGUGCGACCUGUUCUCUCGUCGCUGUUGGGCCGUCAAACGGGGUCGAAAAAAUCUCAAUCAGUGAGAAUGGAGACGAGGAGUGGAAUAUUAUCAUGUGGCUUGACCACAGGGCCGGAGACGAAGCCAAUUUUAUCAAUGAAAAAGGUCAUCGUGUCCUGGAUUUUGUAGGUGGGAAAAUCUCGCUAGAAAUGCAAACCCCAAAAAUACUCUGGCUAAAGAGACAUCUGCCUCAAUCGUAUGAAAGGACGGAUCAAUUUUUUGACCUUCCGGACUAUUUGAGAUGGAGAGCGACCGGAAGUUUAAAGAGAUCAAUUUGCUCGGUUGUCUGUAAAUGGACUGCAGUGAACACACCAAAAGACGGGUGUGCUUGGGAUUCUACGUUCUUUAAGUCUGUCGGACUUGAAGACGCCCUUCUGAAGAUUGGAUCGAAUUUUUCGUAUCCGGGGGAUUGUGACCCGUUGGGAGCAGAAGCAGCAAAGGAAAUGGGUUUAGAAGGGAUCGAUGUCAACGUUGGUUAUUCGCAGAUUGAUGCGCACUCUGGGGUUUUGGGGAUGAUGGGUUGCACAGUGGUUGGAGAAGAGAGAAACGAAUUGGAUGUCACGAAACGACUAGCACUAAUUUGUGGCACCUCAAAUUGUCACAUGGCGUUGAGUCGGGAGGCAUGCUUAGUCCCAGGAGUUUGGGGGCCCUACUAUGGCGUCAUUCUGCCCGAUUUUAAUUUAAACGAGGGAGGUCAGAGUGCUGCUGGAAAGUUGUUGGAUCAUAUCGUUUCCUGCCAUCCGGCAUAUUCAAGAAUGAUGAAGGAAUACAAGAACCACGGAAAGGUGCUGGUUGGUCUGGAAUCAUUUCUAACGUUGGGAGAAUCUAAAGCAACAACUGAGCUGACAAAAGAGCUUCAUAUAUAUCCAGAUUUUCAUGGAAAUAGGUCUCCACUUGCUGACCCCACUUUAAAGGGAAUGAUGUCUGGGCUGACACUUUCUGACUCGGAGGAAGACCUUGCAAUCCUUUAUCUUGCAACGAUACAAGCACUGGCUUAUGGCAGUCUCCACAUUAUGCGUGAACUAGAGAAAAACGGGCACACAUUUGACUCUGUUGUAAUUUGCGGAGGUCUGACAAAGUCACGACUGUUUCUCCAAAGCCAUGCAGACAUUCUUCAACUCCCUGUUUUGGUGCCACAUUGCGCUGAACCCGUACUUCUGGGAGCUGCAAUCUCAGCAGCGGCCGCAACACCAUCCAAGACUUUGGAUCUUACCAGAGUUGUCAGCAUGUCGGGAGGUGCAGAGUUAAUUUCUCCAAAUCGGAAUGUGUUUGCAUAUCACGAGAAGAAAUUUGCCGUUUUUCUGGAGAUGUACAAGGAUCAAACCAAAUACCGAGAGUUAAUGAAGAUUUAGCACAAAUCCUUGGUUGCAUUGAUUAUUCCACGUUCAAUAAUUUUAUUGCUUUGUAAGUAAAUCAUGCAAUAAAUUGAAAUACACAGACAUAAAA